AUAAAGAAUCUUAUAAUUUUGCUUGGUUUCAUUUGUUUUCUUGUGUAUGGCUUUUAUUAAAUAUAUAUAAUCUUGCUAGCUAGCUAUUAGCUAUAGCAGCUUUCACUCAGACCUUUAGUUUUCUUGAACAAGAUAGGGAACUAUUAAUUAUUACUCUUUGCUUUUCCUCUUUCUUACAUCUAUAAUUCUUCUUUUACCUUUUGUCAUCUCUAGGGUUUCAGACAAAGCAGCCAAAAAUAUAUAUAUAAACAACAAACUACAUCUCUUACACUACUACUACCCUUUUAUUUUUAUUUUUAUUUUUUAUUUUUUUUCAAGUUUAUGAGAGAAUGAUAAAGGGUAUGCUAGGAGAUGAUAGUAUGUCAAAUUUAACAAGUGCAUCUAAUGAAGCAAGCAUAUCUUCAACCAAUAAUAGAAUUGAAAUUGGUAGUGUUCUCUACCCACAACUACAAAACAUUCAAACCCAACCACCUCCUAACAAGAAGAAGAGAAAUCUACCAGGAAAUCCAGAUCCAGAAGCAGAAGUUGUAGCAUUAUCUCCAAGAAGUCUAUUGGCAACAAAUAGAUUUGUAUGUGAGAUCUGUAACAAAGGAUUUCAAAGAGAUCAAAAUCUUCAACUACAUAGAAGAGGACAUAAUUUGCCAUGGAAAUUAAAGCAAAGAACAAAUAAAGAGGUGAAGAAGAAAGUAUAUGUGUGUCCAGAACCAUCAUGUGUACAUCAUCAUCCAUCAAGAGCAUUAGGGGAUCUCACUGGGAUUAAGAAGCAUUUUUGUAGAAAACAUGGUGAGAAAAAAUGGAAAUGUGAAAAAUGUUCAAAACGUUAUGCAGUUCAAUCUGAUUGGAAAGCUCACUCUAAGAUUUGUGGUACAAGAGAGUAUAGAUGUGAUUGUGGAACCCUUUUCUCUAGGAGAGAUAGUUUCAUUACACACAGAGCCUUUUGUGAUGCUUUAACAGAAGAAAGUUCAAGAACAAUAAUCCCACCACCAAACUCUUCAACUUCUCAUCACCUUAAUCUCCAUACACUUCAAAACUUCCAAAUGAAACAAGAACAACAACAAAGUAACGAUCUCUCUUCUCAGUUAUUCAUUCAAAACCCUAAUAGCAAUAGCAAUAGCAGUAAUAACAUAUUCGGUGCACCACCUCCUCACAUGAGCGCAACUGCAUUGCUACAAAAAGCAGCACAAAUUGGAGUAACUUCUUCUUCUCAUGCUGCUAAUAACAUGAGCGCGAACACAUUUUUCAGUCCUACUACUAGUACAACAACUGCCAUGGCAAUGUCAGGAUCAGGAGCAGGAAGAGGAGGUGGUGGUGAUAUAGCGUCAUGUGAAUAUCAUCCGUUUGAAAAUAAUAAUAAUAAUAAUAAUAAUACUGAUUUUGUUACUGCUGGUAGUACGUCUUUUCAUGAUUUUGGUGCGAGUGUCACCCCUGGGUUCAUGGAACAAGUCCAUGACAUGCAAAACAUGAUGGCUACUACUGCGCCUUCUUUGCCAUGUACUAGUUUUGAUGAAGGAUUUGGUCGCGGCGCACAUUUGAUGAGACAAGGUAAAGAAAAUAAUGAAGGGUUGACAAGAGAUUUUUUGGGUCUUAGAGCAUUUCCACAUCACAGGGAUUUUCUCAAUACUACUACUACACCUGCUGCUCUUCAUUACAUGGGUUCUUCUUCUUCUGAUGCUCUUGCUUCAUUUGAUCAACAUCAUCAUCAUCAGAAUCAAAAUCAAUCACCCUGGCAAAAUUAGUUGUACUAUGAUUUCUGAAUUUUAUUUAGACAACAAUAUAUACUUAGUAUUAUAUUUUGUUGUUGUUUUGUGUCACUAUUAUAAAGUCCUUUGGAAGGGAGCUAAGCACCCCUCUUAACUUGCUUUUUAUCUAUAUAUAUAUUCAUCUUUUCAGGUUCAGUU
Solanum tuberosum (potato) is the source of this 1898-nucleotide messenger RNA. RefSeq names its product protein indeterminate-domain 12-like. Gene Ontology annotation, molecular function: DNA-binding transcription factor activity. Lineage: Eukaryota; Viridiplantae; Streptophyta; Magnoliopsida; Solanales; Solanaceae. Gene Ontology annotation, cellular component: nucleus. Bases 330 to 1736 code for a protein of 468 amino acids. The transcript has 3 exons. The record is from RefSeq and is a predicted model, not a curated record.